AGAGAUAACAAGAUGACAUCGACUACAACUUCAGAUAUUAAGAUCAUAUUGGGAUCAUCAUCGAUAUGGAGGAAGAAGGUGUUGAGUGAUCACAUGGGAUAUACAUUCACAACAAUGUCACCUGAUAUUGACGAGAAGGCCAUCAGAGAUCCAGAUGCAAGGAAGCUUACAAUGAUGAUAUCAAACGCAAAGGCUGAUGCUUUGUUGUCCAAGGUCAAGGAGCCAGCGAUAUUGAUCUGCUCCGAUCAAGUCAUUGUACAUAACAACAUCAUUAGAGAGAAGCCAGACACAAUAUCAACAAUAACAGAUACGAAGGAUAUAUGUAGAGAGUAUCUCCGAUCAUAUGAGUUCCACCCUGCCGAGUGCAUUGCUAGUGUUGUGGUUGUCAACACACAGACCGGCAAGAGAGUACAAGGAACGGAUGUGGCAUCAAUGUACUUCAAGAGGAUACCAGAGGAGGUCAUUGAGAGAUUGAUCGCACAGGGUGACGUGAUGAAUUGUGCAGGAGGCUUCACAGCCGAACACAUGGAAGAAUACAUCGAUCGCUGUGAGGGCGAGUUCGAGACUGUGAUGGGUCUGCCCAAGACAAUGACAGCGCGUCUGAUCGAGGAGGCAAAGAACAGC
Molecule: messenger RNA, 624 nt
Organism: Acytostelium subglobosum LB1
Lineage: Eukaryota; Evosea; Eumycetozoa; Acytosteliales; Acytosteliaceae
Exons: 3
Molecular function (GO): nucleoside triphosphate diphosphatase activity
Source: RefSeq, a predicted model, not a curated record